AUGGCAGGAAUCUUGUGGAAGAGACGUUUCCUAGCUGCUGCAGUGUGUCUGGGGCUGCUGUGUGUUCUCCUACUGGCUGGGAUCAUAGGCCUGUUACUCUACCAGAGAGACCAGUUACAGACCAGUUAUAACACCCUGACCAAAGAGAGAGACCAGCUACAGACCAGCUACAACAACCUGACCAAAGAGAGAGACCAGCUACAGACCUCUAAUGAAUAUGCCACAUGUCCCCAAGACUGGAAGAAGUCUUGCUGCAGUUGUUACUACAUCUCCCCUGAUGAGAAAACGUGGGAAGACAGCAGAAAGGACUGUCAGGCGAGAGAAGCAAACCUGGUGAUCAUCGACAGCAGAGAGGAACAGGCUUUAAUCAAAGCGUUCAAUAGAAGAGCCUGGUUUGGUCUGACUGACAGAGAAGUUGAGGGAACCUGGAGAUGGGUGGAUGGCACACCACUGAACACAAGUUACUGGAACAAAGGGGAGCCAAAUGAUUUGCAAGGAGAAGACUGCGCUUUGGUUGACAACACUCAACAGGACCCAGUAGUGGCUUGGAAUGAUGUGCCAUGUGACCACAAAAAUGGUUGA
Salvelinus namaycush (lake trout) is the source of this 582-nucleotide messenger RNA. Its product is annotated as C-type lectin domain family 4 member M-like. The record is from RefSeq and is a predicted model, not a curated record. Bases 1 to 582 code for a protein of 193 amino acids. Lineage: Eukaryota; Metazoa; Chordata; Actinopteri; Salmoniformes; Salmonidae. The transcript has 3 exons.